Messenger RNA from Elaeis guineensis (African oil palm), 1079 nucleotides. Lineage: Eukaryota; Viridiplantae; Streptophyta; Magnoliopsida; Arecales; Arecaceae. The record is from RefSeq and is a predicted model, not a curated record.
GUGGUCAUGAGCUUAGCAAAAGCACUGGAAAUGCUGGUGGAAGGGUUGCAUGUGGCGUUAUCGGUCUGCAAGGAUAAGUUACUUGAUCUGCAUUUUCAGGGUAAGUUUGUGAUGUGAGAGGGCCUAUGUACCACAAGUCAACGGCAUGUUUCCUUUUCUAAGUUUGUAGGAAAACAUCAGCGCGAUUGCUAAAUAAGAAAGAAUGUAGUUUUUGGACCCGCAUGCUGUAGCAUUUGUUGUGCUGUCACCUUCUAUAUAUGUUGUUCCUAGGCAAGUAUAUUGUAUGAUUACCACUCGGCAAAGGUUGCAUUUUGUCACUCAGUUAGCAAGCUUCGUUGUCUCGUAUUGGAUCUGAUAUCAGUAUUAUUUUAUUACGAUAGAGACACCAAAAUGUACGUACGUCCGAUAUGGUAUAGCAUCAAUCGAUAUGCCAAGUUUUGGCUUUUUUUCUUUUUUUCUUUUUUUUUUUUUGCGUCAGCGGCUGGUUGUUGAGCUCAUCCAUUUACUUUUUGUAAAAAAGAUGGGUAUGCGGAACUAUACAUUAAACAGUAUAAACUCUGGUGUGUGUGAAGUAGCUAAACGGCGCGAACACGGGUCGCUUUUUGUCGGCAGAUCUCCAUCCUGGUUUGGUGAUGUUCCUAGCUUGUUCCCAGAGAGUGCCCGGCGGCAGGUGGGACCCAAUAAGUCUUCCUACUGGACAUUGCAUCAAGCCAUGCUGGGGCCUUCUAUUUAAGCUUGCUAAUUCCCAUUAUUUUUGGUUGUGGCGUAUGAGGGUUGACUGCUUUGAACCGUGGAUCUUCGGUUACGUGCCUUCCAAAACUACGGUCUCACUAGCGGUACGGAUUUUAAAACAACCAGCGGUAUGGUGGAAGUUACAUGGCAUGCUUUGGUUGGCAGGAUUGAUCGUCAAUUAAUAGAGAUAUCAGGGGCACAUCAUUUCUAUCAUUACGAACACAAAUUGGCUAAGCUUUAUCUAUUUAGCUUUCGGUGCUUGUCUGAGAGGUUGUUCUUUUCAUUAUAAUUUGUUGAAAGAGAGAAUGUAUUGCCCCUAUUUGGUAAUGAGAGGGCAUUUAUCACAA